UAUUCUCUCGUUCCACGAACUUGUUCCUUCUGGGUCAAGGUUAGACCCCAAGCUGACCAUCUUCUUCCUCUUCUUGAACGUCUCCUACCUACAUAAUUCCUAAGGUCCAGAAACCUUUCUGUCAAGGAGAGAGGAGCAAAGAUAAAAACCAAAGGGAUCCCAAUUACCCACAUCGAUCCUCUUAAAUCUUCCAUAAGCCCGCUAUGUACAUCCGGACUGAACCUGAUCCCGGUGUCGGCGGCGACAGCGAUGGCGACGAUGUCCACUACGCCGAGCUAGAGAAGCAGAUCAUCCUGUUGAUGGCGGACGAUGGCGAGGACGACCCAGUGGCCUUGAAUACCAAAACCAAUUCCUCCAGAAAGUUAGGCUUUGUGAGCAGUAUAAGAUAUGAUGCUGCUUCUAAUUUGGGGCGAUGGGAAAACGAUAUUUCCAGUUCGGUCCCGGCUUGGCUUUCGAAUCUGUGGAGCAGUGGCAACGUUGGCGGGACUGGUGUGUUCAUUCCUCAGUUGGCUCAGAAGCGAAGAAGACACAACUACGGAAGGACGAACCGCAGGAAAUCGACGUACAAGCAAGUGGAGAAGAAGAUGAACAAGUGAUAUGAUAGUUCAGAACAUUAUUUUUUUGUAAAUAUUUGGAAACAAUAUAAAGUGUCGGUAUAGAAUAUGGAAUUUCUUUUUGUAAAUCUAUUUUUCCAAGCAACAGUGAGCAUAAUAAUAAUUAUAAUCUAUUACUUCA
Eucalyptus grandis is the source of this 735-nucleotide messenger RNA. RefSeq lists its product as uncharacterized. NCBI's taxonomy places the organism in Eukaryota, Viridiplantae, Streptophyta, Magnoliopsida, Myrtales, Myrtaceae. The transcript is spliced from 2 exons. The record is from RefSeq and is a predicted model, not a curated record. Bases 204 to 596 code for a protein of 130 amino acids.